AUGUCGAGUAGAUAUGGAGAAUUUAGUUCAGGUUAUGGACGGUAUCGGUCUGAGGAGGAGCGAGACACUGUACCGAUUCUACCGGAUGCACGCGGUCUGAAUCAUAACUCACCUCUGGCUGGAGUUCAUAAUACUACAAGAGGAGUGCUUCGAAGCGUGGUUCAAUUUGUGGCUGUUUCGAAAAGAUUUAUUUAUCCAUCUGAAUAUUUUUAUGUCGUUUCUCUGGGUACAUGCUGCUUUCUGGCUGGGAUUACUCAUGCAGUAAUUGCCAUCCAGGUCUCCCAGCUGCUGGGAUUUAAAACAUCCAUGCUAUUUGAUACUGAUAGUACUUCGCUGUCGGGGCUUUCGGGCUCAGUCCCGGUAUACGGACUUUUAAAACUUUUGUCUUCGUUGAAUCAGCCUGAGAUUGGGACUCGCAUUUCGUCCCGUAUGCGCCACGGAUACUUGACUGAGGUUCUUGAUUCACCCUAUCGUCGCCAAUCAACUACUCAGUAUUGGAAUACUAUUUUACAGUCAUCAGUAGACCACUCAAUAAAAAUUCAACAGUCUCUUGCCAACUGCAUAUGGUCUGGUAUUGAGACAUUGGGAUGUCUACUUUGUCUCAUAAUAUUUCUUUGCUUUAUUCUACCUGAAGCAAUUAUAUUUUACCUGGUGACUUCACUAUUAGCUGUCUUGACAGUCAGAUUUUCAAAUGAGAGAAUUGUUUUUACAAUCUCCUCUCCACUUACGUGGUCAAUGUUAAAUGGCAUUUUGCUACUCAUUCCAUCUGUCAUCAAGGAUCGUGAGGAAGAUGAAGUGAACAACGGCCUUAUUAUCCUUAUGUGUGUUUUUCUUUCACAAUUAUCUAUUUUUCAAUUGACAGAAAAAGUUCUAUCAUUGAAAGUGACAGUUCGUGAAGUAGAUGAGUUUAUCCAAGUACUAGCCAACUGUAGUAUCCACCAAGGGGAUACUAGUCGUCAAGAGUCGAAUUCGGAAAUAGUCAAUGCUAGAAUUCAAUUCGUAGAUGUCACUUUCACCUUCCCGUCUGCUUCUGAACCAUCAUUAGUCAAUUUCAAUCUAACUAUCGAAUCUGGUCAAUGCAUUGGACUAGUCAGUGAUUCUAGUGCUGAGAUGCUAGGCCAGUCUGCUGCUAUUCUUGAUCUAAUCAGUGGCAAGUAUGCACCUGAUUCUGGCCAGGUACUAGUAGAUGGACAAGACCCAGCUACAAUCAGGGCUAUUUCACGACAGAUUGCUACUAUCUCUGCCUAUAAUAUGGACAUUAUUGAUGAAAGCAUUUAUGACUACGUCUAUAAAGGGCUAAUUGGUACUAAGUACGAGUCAUAUGAUUCUGUGGGGCAACAUAGAAUGAUUAUGCGUGCUUGCAAAGAAGCUGGUCUAUGGCAUAUAGCAAAACCCCAGUCGCUACAAUCACAAGCAGCCAAUGGUACAAUACUUUCUGUGGCCGAACGUCUGAAACUGACAAUUGCAAAGUCACUGGUCUCUAGACCAAAAAUUAUUCUGCUUGAUCAGCCAAUUGCUCUUGUGGACCAAUACGCCCUUCCUUUUAUUUCUAGUAUACUGCAUCAAAUAUCUAAAAACAAGACGACAGUAUUGGUUCCCUAUUACGGUUCUGGAUUACGGCUAACAGAUCGGGUACUUCUGCUGUCGCAUGGUAAGAUAAUUGAGGAUGGCACACAUUCCGAAUUAUCGAAAUCUUGUGCGGGAUACCAAGUAUUGACUAGACACUGGAAAUCCAAGCGUAGAUCUAGUGUGAAUUCAUUGAAUAGCAGUCCUGGAAUAUUGGUACCUGAAAUUUUGAAUGCUCCCUCUAAAACGUUCACACAGCGGAUUUCCGAUUUGAAGUCUGUGUCCUUUACAAACUUGGCCACAGCAACAAUAUUCUGUGCUUUAGGAGUCAGCAUAGUUACCAAAAUUUUUAUUGGUAUUAGAAUAACAAUUGUAUCUAUUACCAAUGAUACAAAAUAUAGAACUGCUUAUUUGAUUUCGCAGGCUAGCUUUUCAAUAGCGGAACUGAGUAUUAUCGCAGGUGGGCUUAUUAUUUGGUGCCGUCCAGCAUUCGUACUCAACCAUUCAUUUAAUAGCCUCGUAAAUGUGGCGUUGUUCUCAACCGUCUUUGUUUGUUUUAUGGUUGUGAUUAUUUAUUUAAACUGGAAACUUGGUUUGAUCACCGUCGGCUAUAUGUUACUUGCUCUAUACAACGGUUACUUAAACUCAAAAUUGCAGGCUGAGAAUACCAAUCUGGUGAUUGAUACUUAUCAAUCCAAGCGGAACCAACUUGCGGAGUCUAUAACUAGCCGUCAUGCAUUUCAACAAUUUUACGAUAAUGUAGAAUCUGAGAUAAAACGGUUCAAACGGAGACGUAGCAAUAUGAAACUUCUAUAUGCUAUUAUGCUCAUUAUAACGUUUGUAACUCUUUCUAUCGGUUCACUAUAUCUCCUUUAUUAUAAUGUGUCAAUGUCAGAGGUGAUCAUGGUCUUUCUGAUAGCCGCCUCGUUUGGAUCUCUCCUGAAUGGAGUGCUAUUUCCUGUAUCUCCGCGCAAUAUGUAUAUUGAUUGA
Molecule: messenger RNA, 2556 nt
Organism: Sugiyamaella lignohabitans
Lineage: Eukaryota; Fungi; Ascomycota; Dipodascomycetes; Dipodascales; Trichomonascaceae
Gene: MDL2
Product: ATP-binding cassette permease MDL2
Exons: 1
Coding region: 1-2556 (851 amino acids)
Biological process (GO): transmembrane transport
Cellular component (GO): membrane
Molecular function (GO): ATP binding; ATPase-coupled lipid transmembrane transporter activity; ATP hydrolysis activity
Source: RefSeq, a predicted model, not a curated record